Molecule: messenger RNA, 7077 nt
Organism: Coregonus sp. 'balchen'
Lineage: Eukaryota; Metazoa; Chordata; Actinopteri; Salmoniformes; Salmonidae
Source: the annotation of a GenBank genome assembly
GCGCAAGAAUGGCUGCAAUGUUUACGUGUUGUCUGGGAUGCUGCGGAGAUGGGGGAACGGGGCAUAUUCCCCUCAAAGAAAUGCCCACCGUCCAGUUAGACACGCAUCAUAUGGGUGAGAGAAAAACUUUCUGACGGGUCGUUGUUUUAAGCAGUAAAUGCUCGAUAGAAGGCCGGUGUGGUUAGCCUAUCUUGGCUAGCUACUGUCCAGCUUGCUGUUUUUGACAACGCCGUCGUAAAUAAAAUUCAAAUAUUGAUUUGUUCUUGUACAGGCACGGAUGUGGUCAUCGUGAAGAGUGGCCGGAGGAUAUGUGGCACCGGGGGUUGCCUCGCCAACGCUCCCCUGCACCAAAACAAGAGUUACUUUGAGUUCAAGAUCCAGUCCACAGGUAAUGAUUGAACAUGAGUCCAUGUACUGUCCACCUGUCUGUCUUUGUGUGGGAGAUAAAAUGAAUAAGGAACUAUGGGGAAUGUCGUUUGGUGUGCGCGCAUCAGGCAGGGUAGCUUUGGGAAAUAACAUCCGGAGUAUGUGUAUAAUAAGUUGGACUCCCCGAGUGAACCAAGAGAGUGUGUGUGGUUCUGAAAAAAAUGAAAUUAAAUACAAUAGUAAAUGGCAGGUAUAAGCUUAAUACAACCUCCAAUUACAUAAGCUAUAAAGAAUACGGCUACAAUAGGUUAUGUGCUGCACAGGGCAAUACAACCUAACAAUAUUGCUGUGACUGCACUAAUGAAAGAUCAGACAGGUGCAGCCACACAGCACUACCAAGCAGCACCAUCAUCCUCACACAACUGCAUAUAUAUAUAUAUAUAUAUAUAUAUAUAUAUAUAUAUAUAUACAGUACCAGUCAAAAGUUUGGACACACCUACUCAUUCAAGGGUUUUUCUUAAUGACUAUUUUCUACAUUGUAGAAUAAUAGUGAAGACAUCAAAACUAUGAAAUAACACAUGGAAUCAUGUAGUAACCAAAAAAGUGUUAAACAAAUCAAAAUAUAUUUUAGAUUUUAGAUUCUUCAGAGUAGCCUUGAUGACAGCUUUGCACACUCUUGGCAUUCUCUCAACCAGCUUCAUGAGGAAUGCUUUUCCAACAGUCUUGAAGGAGUUCCCACAUAUGCUGAGCACUUGUUGGCUGCUUUUCCUUCACUCUGCGGUCCAACUCAUCCCAAUUAGGUUGAGGUCGUGGAAUUGUGGAGGCCAGGUCAUCGGAUGCAGCACUCCAUCACUCUCCUUGGUCAAAUAGCCCUUACACAGCCUGGAGGUGUGUUGGGUCAUUGUCCCGUUGAAAAACAAAUGAUAGUCCCACUAAGCGCAAACCAGAUAGGAUGGCGUAUCGCUGCAGAAUGCUGUGGUAGCCAUGCUGAUUAAGUGUGCCUUGAAUUCUAAAAAAAUCACAGACAGUGUCACCAGCAAAGCACCAUCACACCUCCUCCUCCAUGCUUCAUGGUGGGAACCACAGAUACAGAGAUAAUCCGUUCACCUACUCUGCAUCUCACAGAGACACGGCGGUUGGAACCAAAAAUCGCAAAUGUGGACUCAUCAGACCAAAUGACAGAUUUCCACCGGUCUAAUGUCCAUUGCUCGUGUUUCUUGGCCCAAGCAAGUCUCUUCUUAUUAUUGGUGUCCUGUAGUGGUUUCUUUGCAGCAAUUCAACCAUGAAGGCCUGAUUCACGCAGUCUCCUCUGAACAGUUGAUGUUGAGAUGUGUCUGUUACUUGAACUCUAUGAAGCAUUUAUUUGGGCUGCAAUUUCUGAGGCUGGUAACUCUAAUGAACUUAUCCUCGGCAGCAGAAGUAACUCUGGGUCUUCCUUUCCUGUGGGGUCUUCCUUUCGUGUAGCGGUCCUCAUGAGAGCCAGUUUCAUCAUAGCGCUUGAUGGUUUUUGCAACUGCACUUGAAGAAACUUUCAAAGUUCUUGAGAUUCUCCGUAUUGAAUGACCUUCAUGUCUUAAAAUAAUGAUGGACUGUCGUUUCUCUUUGCUUAUUUGAGCUGUUCUUACAAUAAUAUGGACUUGGGUCUUUUACCAAAUAGGGCUAUCUUCUGUAUACCACCCCUACCUUGUCACAACACAACUGAUUUGGCUCAAACGCAUUAAGAAGGAAAGAAAUUCCACAAAUUAACUUUUAACAAGGCACACCUGUUAAUUGGAAUGCAUUCCAGGUGGCUACCUCAUGAAGCUGGUUGAGAGAAUGCCAAGAGUGUGCAAAGCUGUCAUCAAGGCAAAGAGUGGCUACUUUGAAGAAUCUCAAAUAUAAAAUAUAUUUUGAUUUGUUUAACACUUUUUUGGUUACUACAUGAUUCCAUAUGUGUUAUUUCAUAGUUUUGAUGUCUUCACUAUUAUUCUACAAUGUAGAAAAUAGUAAAAAUAAAGAAAAACCCUGGAAUGAGUAGAUGUGUCCAAACUUUUGACUGGUACUAUAUAUAUAUAUAUAUAUAUAUAUAUAUAUAUAUAUAUAUAUAUAUAUAUAUAUAUAUAUAUAUAUAUAUAUAUAUAUAUAUAUAUAUAUAUAUCCACAAGGCUCAUAGCAAACAAAAUACCCACAUAAUCCAUACCAUAUACAACCACAGGGCAUAUAAGACUAGGCACUGGUGGACAUUAUACUAUACAAUUAAAUGCCAAAUGUCCGAAAUUAGAUGACACAAACAACAGGAUUAGCAAGCUUACAGUUGCUAGCUCGCGGUAAACACUCAAAUUAGCAUAACAAAGAGGAGUGCAUCCAGAACACACAAAGAGUAAGAAAUAUGAAAUCACAUUUCUGAAGGACGUACACUGGCCUUGGCUAAAACAAAGAUUUCUAACUAAAGAUGGCUGGAACUUAUCACUUGGCUUGUGUACUUUCUCUAUACUGAACAAAAAUAUAAACGCAACAUGUAAAGUGUUGGUCCCAUGUUUCAUGAGCUUUUCAAUACGCACAAAAAGCUUAUUUCGAUUUAAGUUUUGUGCACACAUUUGUUUACAUCCCUGUUAGUGAGUAUUUCUCCUUUGCCAAGAUAAUUAAUCCACCUGAUAGGUGUGGCAUAUGAAGAAGCUGAUUAAACAGCAUGAUCAUUACACAGGUGCACCUUGUGCUGGGGACAAUAAAGGGCCACUCUAAAAUGUGCAGUUCUGCCACACAACACAGAUGUCUCAAGUUUUGAGGAAGCAUGCAAUUGGCAUGCUGACUGCUGGAAUGUCCACCAGAACUUUUGCCAUAGAAUUGAAUGUUCAUUUCCCUACCAUAAGCUACCUCCAAUGUCGUUUGAGAGAAUUUGUCAGUACGUCCAACCGGCCUCACAACCGCAGACCACGUGUAACCACACCAGCCCAGGACCUCCACAUCUGGCUUCUUUACCUGCGGGAUCGUCUGAUACCAGCCACCCAGACAGCUGAUGAAACUGAGGAUUAUUUCUGUCUCUAAUAAAGCUCUUUUGUGGGGGAAAAACAUUCUGAUUGGCAGGUCCUGGCUCCCCAGUGGGUGGGCCUAUGCACUCCUAGGCCCACCCAUGGCUGCGCCCCUGCCCAGUCAUGUGAAAUCAUAGAUUAGGGCCUAGUUAAUUUAUUUCAAUUGACUGAUUUCCUUAUAUGAACUGUAACUCAGUAAAAUUGUUGCAUGUUGCGUUUAUAUUUUUGUUCAGUAUAGUUACUUCCUUCUCCUCAGAGAUCGCCCAGCAUGCAUCUGCUCCACAUCACCGGUGGGCAGAGCUACAGCUCUCCUAUGAUUAACUAAUAUUUAUUCUCCAUAGUCUUUCGUACAGGUGUGUUUCGCAAGCAUUCCCGGAAGUCUCUCUCAGAUUUGAGCUAACCCUAUUCCAAACUGUAACAUUAAUUAUCCUAACCUGCUGCGUUAAUUAUCCUAACCUGCUGCGUUAAUUAUCCUAACCUGCUGCGUUAAUUAUCCUAACCUGCUGCGUUAAUUAUCCUAACCUGCUGCGUUACUUCUCCUAACCUGCUGCGUUACUUCUCCUAACCUGCUGCGUUACUUCUCCUAACCUGCUGUGUUACUUCUCCUAACCUGCUGCGUUACUUCUCCUAACCUGCUACGAAAAAGUAACUUCCGGUCGUAGCUGUAUACCACCUAGUCAGAACCUUGAUUCCGCCAGAUGGCUCUAUUAUCCUUACGUCAUAUGUCAUUUGACGUCCUGCAUUAAACCAGACAGGAAGAGGCGAAGUGAGAGGGUUUACUCUGCCCAAAAUCUGUCCACAAAAAUAAUAAUUUUUGUAUGGAGAUCAAUUCAUGUCAAACUUGGUCAACAAAUGUAAUUGCUAAUUUGCUACAUGAGGCUUAUUUGAUCAAAUAGAAGUUCUUAAUGGUUAGGUUGUUACAAAUGUACUGAUAAGUGGAUGCACAUGGCAUUUCUGGAAUGUUGUGCCUGUUGUUCACACACGUAUCUGCCCUCUCAUUGGCUAUAAUGGUCCCACCUGGUCUUGCCUCCUCUCGUCUGCCUUCCAUCUUUGAGGACAUGUAUUUCUAUUGUUAGUGGUCACUCGACCAUCUUGUCAAUAUAAUAGAUCAUCUUUUAUUAAACUGCACAGCUGGUAAUACACUCGUGUCCCCUGGGGACCGGUUCGUACAUAAAACAUCCUCCAUUCAGGCUGGAGAAGCAGUUUCCACCUCAACUCAAUUUAAUGGCCCGCCGGCUUAAAAAAGCUUGGAAGAUAUGCGUACAGUUUCAACAAAACAAAAUUUUUCACCACAAUGCUAGAGUGGCUAAUGCUACUUCCUGCGCACUGCAUUCAUCCAGGGGUAAACAACAGUGCUUCAACCUGAUUGGCUGAACUCUGUGUGCAACAUCCGGAAAUGGUGGUGGAAUAUUGUGUUUUAUUAAGGCCGUAUGCAUAUUUCCCAUUUUUAGGUUGGCGGGCCAUUAAAUCGGGUUAAGGAGGAAAAUGAUGCCUUUGCAGCCUGAAUGGAGGAUGUUUUAUGUACGAACCGGUCGCCGGGGCCACAAGUAUUACCAGCUGUGCAGUUUAAUGCAGGACGUCGAUGACAAACGACGUAAGGAUAAUAGCGCCAUCUGGCGGAAUCAGGGCUACAGGCAGAGGGGAUUCCCCUCGGUCCACUCCAGUGGUUAUAGGGUUUACAGUACACGCCCUCUCCUGGGGGUACAUGUGUGUUGGUAGAAGUCUACACACUUACUGUCCUGAACUGCACUGGCCUGGUUACACACACAGUUGCUGGAAGCGAUACUGGAAAGCAAAAAAAGCCAGUCCAAGCUAGCAAAAACAUUGACUAGAAGGAAUACUGUCCUCCUAGUUGAAACGACCAUAUGCCAAUAUAGUUGCACCUCUGAACUUCAAGUAAAAUGGCUUGAAAACCAGCACAGUACGGUUUGUGUUGGCAAGCUUGUUUUAAAGGUUCUAACCUCUGUGAGCAGGUAUAUGGGGGAUAGGUGUGGCCACUCAGAAGGUGAACCUGAACCAGGUCCCCAUGGGGCAGGACAUCAACAGCCUUGUCCUGAGGCACGAUGGCUCGGUGUACCACAACAACGCGGAGAAGAACCGUCUCCCUGCCAACAGCCUUCCACAGGAGGGGGACAUUGUGGUGAGUGGACUGGGAUGGUGGAGCGCAACGCAGCAGGUUUCAUACAUAUGCUCAAGGUCUUUGUUAAAGCGUCAAUGAACAUGCUCUAUAACAACUCAAACAAAGCAAGGAAAGCACAUGGCGUAAUUACAACACAGCAAUAUUAUUCUCUUCUGAUAAACAAAAAGGAGUCCAACACCAAACACAUGUUCAAAAAAAGGAAUGGGACAAACUUACUUGUUCAGUAACGCAUCCAGGUUAUAUUAGGAAAAAACCAUUCUAGUCCUUAGCUUUAAAGUACACAAUAAACACGUUCUCCAAACACUACACAGUCAUGCUUCCAGUCAGAGUGGAAGAGGUGAAGCGAGAGGAUCCACUCCCGUCAGAAUCUGUCCACGCGGGAAUACAGCGAUAAGCAGACCGAUAAUGAGACCGCCCGCCUUUGGGACAACGACUCCCAUUGUUAGGUCGGAGACGAGACCAUCUCGCCAUUAUAUAUAUAUAUAUAUCUCUUUUCCAGUCCAUUAGGUUGCCACACUGAUUAAAGGCAGGUGAGGCUACUUGAGGUGUGUUGGAGGAAGUCCCACCUCUAUAGAGGUAGAUUGGAUUGGGCUAGGCCAGAGAUCUGUAUAUAAAGACUAGAUGCUCAUGUCUCCGCCCAAUGGGAGUCAUUGUCCCAAAGGCGGGAAGGCAGGCGACAAGCUUAGGUCCAAAAUAAGCCCAUAGAAACACAUUGGGCUUAUUUUGGCGAUGGGAAACCUCUCGCUUCCCCUCUUCCUCUCAGGACAGGCUAAGGGGAAAUUCAGUCAGGAGGUGUACAGGGAAUCUAAUCAGUUGUUUGUUUUCCAUCUCAGGGCAUCACAUACGACCAUGUGGAGCUGAAUCUCUAUCUGAAUGGGAAGAAUAUGCACUGUCCAGCUUCAGGGAUCAGAGGCACCGUGUUCCCUGUGGUUUAUGGUGAGUGUGUGUGUGCACACAGCUUCAUGCGCAGGGACAUACUUACUUUCUCAGGAGGGAAAACCACCAAUAUCAAACAUGAGCAAUUCUUAUUUUAUUCAUAUUUUCUUAUUUCUCUUAACCUGUAUCAACAUAAUAUAUGUUAACCCUUGCUCUCCCUUUUGUUAAUUCCCAGUGGAAAAAACAGGCGCAAACGCCUAGUAAAUCUGGGCCAAUUUCUUUGGGGGUGGUUCUAUUUUUCUGCCACAAGAGGGCAGUACGUACAAAGCUGAAACGGACAGCCUUCCUUUUGGUAGCAUAAGAUGUAAUGGCAAUUAAACACUACUGUUUUUUUGUUGUUGCUUGCACACCAGAUUUCCCAUGAGGUUACUAACGAUGAAGUGCUAAAUUGAGAUCCAGUCAGUGAGUUAUACCUGCUAAAGUACCCUCAUGAAACACUGACUUGAACCCAUGUUGAUUUGAUCUCUCUCUUCUGUUCCAGUGGAUGACAGUGCCAUCUUAGACUGCCAGUUCAGUGACUUCUACCAUACGGCGCCGCAAGGCUUCGAGAAGAUUCUGUUUGAGCAGCAGAUUUUCUGAGCAGCACCUCCUUAUACCUCCAGGCCUUUACACACACACACACACACA